GUCUAGAUUUGCUUCCACAAACACACCUUCGUCAUGCGUCCCAGCACGAUCAAGGCAUUGUACAAGGUUCUCCUCCGAGAUGUGCGCAAGAUGGCGGCUGCCCCUGGAUUCCGCCUGCGGGAGUCGUUGGUGCCGGAACAAUGGGGGCACGGCACAUUGUACCCAGCGGCUCGCGACGCCACGUCCGCAUCGUCGUACCUCUCCGGCGAAGAAAAGGCACGAUGGACGAAGCUUCAGACUUUCUUAGGACCACAGAAAGGAGGACAAGACGUGGACUUUGUCGAGCUCGUGCGCCUCAAGUUUCGAUCUGGCAAUCCAACGCACUUGGACGACCUCAUGUGGGCGGUGCAGGAAGUGUCCCAUCAGCGCCUCUUGGCCGAAUCGUCUAGUGUCACCAAGACCGACGACGUGCUUGUCGAAGCCACGGGGCGGUACCUUCCCCAGCACUCGGACCCAUCAGCCAGGCGGUUUCGUUAUACGUAUCGCGUCCGCGUGCUCAACGAAGGUGUCGACGCGAUUCGCAUCACGGGGCGGCAUUACAUUUUCGACCACGGCAACCAGAAGCGGGAAAUUCUGCCGCGUCACUCGCCACAGGUGGUCGGCCUCACCCCCACCAUCCAGCCAGGUAUGAAGUAGCCCUGGCAUGUGUAUGUACAUCGAGUCAUGUGAUUCACGUAGGAGAAAUGUUCGAGUACGCCAGUGGAGUCGAUUUGGAGACGAUAGCUGGGUCCGUGCGCGGUUGUCUCCACGCAAUACGCCUCCAUGAGGACGGAUCGGAAACCGAGUUUGAUGCGAUCGUGGCGCCGUUUUCACUUCAGCCGACGGUCUUGGAUGCCAUGAUGUUGCAGUAAUAACAACCAUCAUCAGCAUA
This is a messenger RNA of Aphanomyces astaci, 871 nucleotides long. RefSeq lists its product as hypothetical. The transcript is spliced from 3 exons. NCBI's taxonomy places the organism in Eukaryota, Oomycota, Saprolegniomycetes, Saprolegniales, Verrucalvaceae. The coding region runs from base 34 to 636 and encodes 200 amino acids. The record is from RefSeq and is a predicted model, not a curated record.